Molecule: messenger RNA, 1695 nt
Organism: Phytophthora nicotianae INRA-310
Lineage: Eukaryota; Oomycota; Peronosporomycetes; Peronosporales; Peronosporaceae
Exons: 4
Coding region: 1-1695 (564 amino acids)
Source: RefSeq, a predicted model, not a curated record
AUGGCACAGCGAGGGAACGCAUGGACGGAAGACGAUGAGCACGAGGUGAAGCAGUCUCUCCACCAAAAGGAGGCAAUUACAGCUCAAAUGAUCGGUAUCAUCUCGGCACGCCUAAAUUCACUGCAGACGACAGCAAAUAAUCGUAAGCACGGACUCGAGUGUGACCUGCGUGUUAAUUCGGACUACUGCUCCAAGAUGGUCCCGCCACUUGUGGAUAUGCUGGAAAGUCGAGGAGCAGCGGCAGCCAAAAGCCGAGCCAUCUCGUCAACGACUCUCGCGAGCAAUCAAGCCAUGCUAGAGCGGCUUUUUGGACCUGAUGAGAAAACGAAAACGCACACGCAACUGCACAAAAAGAAGAAGCUGGAGGUGCACAAGGGCGAUAACAAACGCAACGCGCGCGGCCAGAUCGAGAAGCAAUUGCAAGCCAGCGUUGAAGGCCACAUCACCCGCACGGUGGAAAGUUUUGUAUACGGGGUAAAUGACGGAGAUAUUGGAGGGGCGAGUUCGAGAGGUAACGUUUACAUGAACACUACCCUACUACUGGUACACACCUUUGAGAGGAUUCAUAUUAGCCAUGGACGGCGAAAUUUCAAGCGAUUCCUGUUGUCCGAACUCUCCGGAGCCCUCUUUGAGGAGGUAUUUUGGCUGGUUUUCUGCCACUUUUAUCAGAAAGAGUCACUGGCACAACAGAGAGCACUAGCAGAUGAAAUCAGCGCAAAGUACAUUAAGAUGGUUGCUGCGCUGCGUGGAAGUAUGGACUAUCUGUUUCGUGUUUACCCGUACGCUAUUGCCAGUGGUAUCUGCUCGGGUUUCUACUACCUCUUUCCAGGUUCCCGCCAUCUAUACUCGCCCGAGUUCAAGAACGAUGUUUAUCUGUUCGUUUGUCAAUUGCUACUUGGUCUUAAGAUGACUCCAGCAUCCGUGCAGUCCAUGAGACGACAGUACUUUCCAGAAGAAGUGGUGGACGAUAUAGGUAUCAGGAUAAAACCCGUGGGUAAAUUAACUGCUUCAGCUUCUACAGGGGCGAUUUCUGAUGCUGGAAAUGGAUCCGCGAGGAAUGGUGACAUAUCACACCUGCCAAGACUUUUAUCGCCUCAAACCGCCCAAAUUCUCGCAAAGUCCGCUAGUGAGACUUCAUAUCUUGGGAAAUUAGCGACUGGCGACAACAGCAUUGCGAAGAUUUUAGAACCCCCGGUGACAUCAAUCUACAGCGCCAAUCUGGAUGAUCAAGACGAUUUUGGUGCUGUGCCUCGACUUCGACGUCAUCAACAGCGUGCUCUUUUUAAUGCGUCUCAGUUGAGUCCUCUGAUGAAACAAUACUUCCGCUCGCCAACGAUGAAUGCCCAGAAGGCCAGCUUUGUUCUUCGAACAACUCCCUCGGCAGACUGUGCCGUCGGCGGUGAAGAAACCUUUCACAAAUUCUACCGACGAAAAGCACAGAAGGGCUAUGCAGCUGAAGCGCAGCGACAACAUGAGAAAUGUAUACGAGAGAUUCAGAAGGAGCAGCGAGAUACCAAACGUGAGAUCGCUGCGUUGCAUGAAACGCGGGACUUGGUGCUCAGCAGCGGAAAAAAGUCACUACAAGCAUAUUGCACCGUACUCAUGAGUCGUAAACAUGUUAGUGAAGAAGAGAAUGCAACCCCCACUGCGGCUGGAAGCUCGAAUAUUGCAAUAGGAACAGGAAAUCAGCCAUAG